AUGAUUUAAAAGGCAACCAUGGAGUUCAGCUCUUCCUCUGUUUUUGAUCAGCAUAAAGGAGAUUCCGCUGAGGAAAUUGAUCUGAAUGUAGUGUACCAGGCGGCAGCUAAUGGAGAUGUCAACACCUUAACAGCAAUCAUUCGUGAGGAUCCUUCUAUAUUAGAAUGCUGUGACAGCGAGGGCUCUACUCCCCUCAUGCAUGCUGUCUCAGGGAGGCAAGUUGAUACAGUGAAGUUAUUGUUAAAAAUGGGCGCCUCAAUAAACACACAAGAUGCUUGUGGACGGACCUCAUUGUCUCUGGCAACCUACCUGGGUUGGCUGGAAGGGUGUGUUUGCUUACUGAGAAAUGGAGCAAAGCAGAAUAUACCAGAUAAAAAUGGAAGACUGCCUCUUCAUGCUGCUACAGCCGAGCCAGAUGUCAGGUUAAUGGCUGUACUGCUGCAGCAGUCUACACCAUGUGAAAUAAACUACCAGGACAAUGAGGGCAUGACACCAAUUCAUUGGGCUGCUUUUCAUAACCGGCCACAGCAUGUGCAGGCAUUACUCCAAAAGGGAGCUGAUCCUACUCUGGUUGACAAGGACUUUAAGACAACCCUCCACUGGGCCGUGCAGAGUGGAAACAGGCAUAUGUGCUCCCUGAUCCUUGCCCAUCACCUUGGCUCCUCUGUAAUAAACUACGAUGAUGAAAAUGGAAAGACCUGCAUGCACAUCGCUGCAGCCGCAGGGUACAGUGACAUUAUCUACGAGCUGGCAAGAAUUCCAGAAACCAACCUCCAGGCCCUUGACAUCGAUGACAGGACUCCACUCCACUGGGCUGCUGCAGCAGGGAAGGCUGACUGUGUAGAAGCACUUGUACAGCUGGGAGUGGAACAGAGCCCCAGAGACAUCAAUGAAAACACUCCACUGACAUAUGCAAUGUACUGUGGGCACACAGCAUGCAUAAAAGUGCUCUCCCCGGAAAACAGAUGUGAAUCUUCAAUACAGUUGCCUUUACAGAACAACAACCAGUCUCAGAAAAAAGAGGGGAGGUUUAGUGUGCUGAACCAAAUCUUUUCUUGCAAAAAGAAGAAGGAUGACCUAAGGACGGGACUGAAAGAGAAAAACAGAGAGAGGUACUUAAGAGAAGAAACCUCCGAAGUAGAUGACAUCAUUACAACUUUUGAUUGCAUCAUGGACACUACUCGUAAAGACCAUUCAGAGGGUGGGAUGAACAGCAUAGACUGUACUCAGAGGACCAGUGACACUCACAGGUACCACCACACAGAUAAAAAGCAGCCAAAGGAAUACAAGGAACUUCCACCAAUUAGAACGCAGAGCCUUCCACCAAUAACACUUGGUCACUCCUUAUUGGCCAAUUCACAGAGUACAGCCUCUGGCAAUUCUAGUGGUCAGAUUUCCUGUCAUUUUGCACACAGGUCUCAGAAAAGCAGGAGUGAACAUGACUUGUUUGACAGUAGGACCAAUUGCCAAGGACUUUUAACUAAUUCUUGGAAACCAGAGGCCAACCAGAUAUUGUCACAUAAAGUAUGGACUGCUCCGCCAUCUGAAAAACUGUUGGAUGGGUUUCUGCAAGACAGAUACAGUCACUUGGAACUAUUAUACCCUGCACAUCUUCCCCACUUACAUACAAAUGUGCAAGGACAAAACACACACCAACUACAAAUGGACAGAUUAAAAGUGAAAGAGACUCGAAACAGCUUAGCACCCAUACCUGAUCACUGCACACAUAGGUUCAUAUCAGGGGACUCUCUCAGAACCAAUCGUGUUCUUCCUGCCAUCCCCUCCCUGAAGAAACACUCCCCACUGCCACCCUCACCACCCGAGGCAGAGGACCUUUCAUCUUGCAAGUGACUCAGAUAGCAGCAUCUUCAUAGCAUAGUCAUAUCUGAAAGUCUUUGCUUUUUACAGUCAAAACAGUCAUCACCCUGGA
This is a messenger RNA of Polyodon spathula (Mississippi paddlefish), 1930 nucleotides long. RefSeq names its product ankyrin repeat domain 55 (gene ankrd55). The record is from RefSeq and is a predicted model, not a curated record. NCBI's taxonomy places the organism in Eukaryota, Metazoa, Chordata, Actinopteri, Acipenseriformes, Polyodontidae. Gene Ontology annotation, molecular function: protein binding. The transcript is spliced from 11 exons.